AUGAGGGAGUCAAGGCAAACGUUGGUUCUUUGGUCUGCUUUGGCGACGUUCUUCGUGCUGUUUGGUCGCCUUCAUUUUGCUACAGGAUGCCAGUUCUUUCCAAUAGGGGAGUACUUGAAAUUCGUCAGGGUGCCGGAAAAUCUUCCAAGAGGCACAGAGAUCUUAUCGUUGGAAGCUUAUCCGAGAAGUCAUAUCUCAAUAAUGCCAGUGGACAAAGAUGAAGACGCCCGUUUCUUCGCCUACAAGGAGACAAACAAGACGCACGUCUCUCUGAUGCUGGCUCAGUCCCUCGAGGACCUGGUUGACACGGAGGUGCCUAGAAAUCUGCUCAAGUUCCGCGUGGUCUGCGAUUAUUCAGAUGGCGGCGAUUCUCUGGUUACGUCGCACCUGUCAGUGACGGUCUACGUGGAGGACAUAAACGAUCAUGCCCCGCAAUUUGUCGAUGCGCCUUAUCACGUAACCGUGGACGAGCUUACUCCAGUCGGCGUGACGAUAUUUCGCGGGAUCCAUGCAGUGGACGGAGACAAACCGAACACGCCGAACAGCGACGUGCAUUAUGCGAUAGUGAAAGGCAACGAGGAAGGCAAAUUUUCACUCGAAUCCGGCCACAGAACCGCUCUCAUACUCCGUAAACCGGUGGACUACGACAACGGCGACCGCGAGUUCACGUUGGUCAUCGCGGCCACGGAUCGUGGAGCGCCGGCCAGGACCACCAACACAACGGUGAAGAUAACGAUAUUGGAUAACGAUGAUCUUGAUCCAAAAUUCACCAGAGACGUGUACAAAGCGAAGAUUUACGAGUUCUAUCCGAUGCCGGAACACCCGAUCUUCGCCCGAAUCAACUUCUCCACGCCGAUCCAAGCGACCGACAGCGACCGCGACAUCGACACGCCCGUCCGCUACGACAUCACCUCGGGCAACGAGCGAGGUUUCUUCCAGCUAGACCCUGUAAACGGCACCCUGUACCUGAAACGUGCCAUCGACCUGGACGCUGAGCGAAACUUGCCCUCGAACACGUUCACCCUGCAAAUCCACGCCUCCCAAGUGGACAACCCCCUUAGAUCGGGCGUGGCUAGAGUAGAGAUCGAGGUCCUCGAUCUGAACGACAACCUGCCCGAGUUCGAGGUGGACCUGUACAACAUCAGCAUAGUGGAGAAUCUGCCGAACGGGUUCAGCGUGCUCCAGGUGAUGGCCCGCGACAGGGAUCAGGGGGAGAACGGGCAGUUCGACUACGAGCUGGUGGACCCGUCGGGCGCGUUCUCGGUGGACGCGAGAUCCGGCUGGUUGACCGUGAGGGACCAGUCGGUUCUCGACAGGGAGAGGCGAGAUCGGUUGAGAAUGAGGGUGGUCGCCGUCGAGAGAAGGCCGAGCGUCGUGGUCCCUCGAAACGGCUCCUCCUCUUCCUCUUCCUCGGUGGACGUCGACGUGACGUUGCUCGACGCCAACGACAACAACCCGAUCUUCGUACCUGGAAAUCUGUACGAGUUGGUCGCGAGGAGCGACUCGAAGGUGGGCACCGUGCUCGGCCAGGUGCACGCGGUCGACGACGACCUGGGCCCGAACGGGAUGGUCAGGUACAGGCUGCAGAAGCCGGGCAAUUCGAGCUCGAGGACGCCUCCGUUCACGGUGGACGAGGCCACGGGCACGAUCGCGGUGUCCGAGAGCCCGAUUCUCGAGGGGAGGCACGCCAUCUUCGUCGAGGCUGCCGAUCAACCGGCCAACCCCAGCGAGAGGAGGCUCUCCCUCGCUGUGGUCACCGUGGAUGUCUUCAGAUCGGAUGGGCCGGAGUCGUUGGAGCCGGAUUUCGUGGGCGCCCCUUACGAAUUUUGGGUGGGUGCCAACGUGCCGGUCGGAACCAGCGUCGGCCAAAUACGCUUGAACGACGCCGUGAAGACCAACGACCUGAUCUACGACCUCUUGCACAGCUACGAGGAAGGUGUGCCGUUCGCGGUGGAGGAACGCUCGGGUACGAUCACGGUGGUCGAGGAAAUCGAAAGAUUCGACCGAUCGAUCUACGAUUUCGAGGCAAUAGUUACCGACGAACGGGACCUGAUGCUGAUCACCAACGUGUCCAUCCACGUGGUCGAUCCUAAUGACGACCGAGGCAUAUUCACCAGGGGAACGACCACCGCCCCACUGGUGUUCCACGCGAGAGAGAACAUGGCUGGCGCGUACAUCGGCCAAAUACUUCCGCAGAAUGGAACUGGCUCGGCCACGCCAGCCACUCGCUUCUUUAUCGUCAAUCAGCAGGAUGUGCCCGACAUCUCGAUCACGGAGGAUGGCGCCCUGUACGCGCCCAAGGGCCUCGAUCGUGAGACCAGGCAGAAUUACAGCAUCACCGUGAUUGCGGAGAGCCCGCGAGGCGUCGGCGUUUUCCAAGUAAGCGUGAUCGUUCUUGACGAAAACGAUCAUGCGCCAGAAUUCACGUCCCCGUUAUACGAAGGGCGAAUCAUGGAGAACAGUCCACCCGGAACGAAAGUGAACUUAUCGACUCCCAUUACGGCUACCGACAAAGACGAGGGUAUCAAUCAGAACUUUGUCUUCACUCUUCACGGCGAGGGAAGCGAGUUUUUUAGAAUCCAUCCAACCACGGGUUUAGUGUACUUCGAAGGAAUCGAUGAUCGUACAUUGGACAGAGAGGCGAGAGCAAACUAUAGUUUCACCAUCGUUGCUAAAGACAAUGGCGGUCUAACCUCCGAAGCGAGUCUGAGGAUAACGGUGACCGACGUGAACGACAAUUCUCCCGUUUUUAUCCGUAUGAUCGUGCUCCCGGAGCAGGGUGUUCGCGUCUCGAACGAGGCCGAUACCGAGGCGUCGUUCGAAGGGAACGACGUGCCCGAUACGGACGACACUGGGACAGGAAAUCAAGCAUCGAGCGCCCGUCGUUCGCCCCUUCUUCUCGUUCCGGAAAACGCGACGAUCGGGGCGCCGAUAAUACGGCUCCUCGCCGAGGACAAGGACGAGGGAACAAACGCGGCGAUAACGUACAGCCUGGGGAACGAGACGGUUUCCGGUGACGACGUUGAAUCACGACUCGAGGCCACCAAUCGUAGAUACUUCCAUCUGGAUCCAAGGUCGGCCGAGAUAUCGGUGGCCAGGGGGCUCACCGCCGAAACCAACCUGCGUUUCCUAGCCCUGGCCAAAGAUCCCGGGGGAUUGUUGGACAAUAUUACCAUCCGGAUCCACGUGGUCGACGUGAACGAUCAUCCCCCUAGCUUCGACAAAUCCUGGUACACGUUCGACGUAGCCGAGGGCACCUACGCCGGAUACACGUUGGGCACCGUUCGAGCAAUAGACGCGGAUCACGGAGCGAACGCGAACGUCACUUACGAGUUGACGACGAAGGAAAAUUCGACCAGCCUUGGAAACGUGUCCAGGAUCUUCGAGAUCGGCCCUAGGGAGGGGAUAAUCAGAGUGACGGGUAUUCUCGACAGGGAAACCGUACCUGUUCACCGCCUCCUCGUCACGGCUCGAGACAACGGUGUCCCGAGAUUGAGCUCCACCGUCGAGGUGGAGGUGAACGUGUUGGAUGUAAACGACAAUCCACCGGUGUUCCACGAUUACGACGAGAUCGAGAAGGACGAAAACGGCGAUCCCCUUCCUGUCUACCAUGCCUCCAUCCUCGAGAACAGUCCUAUAGGCAGCCAAGUGAUCAAAGUGUCCGCCAACGACUCUGACUUUGCCGGGAAUGGGAACGGUCUGAUCCUGUUCGACCUGAAUCAUCUUGGCAAGAUUGAGAAACAGUGGUUCGCCAUCGACAGCAAGGAAGGUGUGAUCACGGUUAUCGGUAAUCUGGACUACGAGAGGCAAAGAAGCCACAGAUUACUGGUAACCGCUAGCGAUCUAGGGUCUCCUGUCAGCCUCACGUCAACGGCGGCGGUGAUCGUCGCCGUGUCGAACGAGGACGACGAGGAAGGGACGGAGACGGAGAAGGCGCCUUCGUUCAAACACCGUUACUACGAGGUGGAGGUCGAGGAGAACGUGGAGGUGCCCGUGUUGGUCGCCCGGUUGGAGUUGGCCGACAGUGGACACAUACAGGACGAGCAUAUACGGUACAGCAUCGUGGCGGAUGAGACGAAGGCGAGGCAAUUCUUCUCCGUCGAUCCUAGGAACGGCUCGUUGUAUCUGAUGACGGGCGUGGAUCGGGAGGUGAACGAUCGAUACGAGGCUAAGGUGAGGGUGGACAGGGUGAAGAUCGGAAGAGGGAUGCCGGUCAUGAUUUACCCGGUGGUCGGCGAAAGGCUGAACGGUUUGGCACCUAACGAGGCCAGAGUCGUGGUCAGGGUGAAGGACGUGAACGACAACGCGCCCAGAUUCAAGUCGAAGGGCCGACCCAUCCUUGCCGCCAUACCGACCACCGCCCAUUACGGGUACGAGGUCGUCAAAGUGGAGGCGGAAGACCCGGACGAGGGAGCAAACGCCGAGAUCCGGUAUCAAAUUCUCGGGCGGGAGGACGCGCCACGAUUCGCCAUUGACCCACUGAGCGGUCAAGUACGAUCUGUGGCGAGUUUUGGCCGUGAUGCUGGGCGCGUUUUCGGGUUCGACGUCAAGGCCACCGACAGAAGAGGCGCUGAGAACGGUCGCAGCAGCAUCGCCAACGUUUUUGUGUACAUCCUGGAUGAUCAGAAACAGGUGGUGAUGGUGGUUGGUCGAAGGCCCAUAGAUCUCGAGCCGCAACUGGAGAAUAUCACCGCAGUAUUGCACAACGUGACGGGUUUCGACGUUCGAGUGAGGAAGCUAGAGCCACACAUUGAAAAAAAUUUGAUCGACACGACGUCUACCGACGUUUAUCUUUACGCAAUCGAUCCCCAUUUAAACGUUAUGAUAGACAUGGACACGUUGCACAACGUGUUCAACACAAAGAAAACGGAAAUCAAGCGGGAGUUGGACGAGUACGAUGUUCUGGACAUUGCCGGAAGCUCUCCUCGUCAGGGUAAUCAACGUUACCUGCUAUCCACUUUGGAAGUGGCUGUGGUGAUGCUCGGCUGUGUCAUCUUUGUGGGCGCCCUCGUCACCGCCCUUUGUAUCACGUGCGUUCGCAGAAGUAAACGUCGCAGACGUCGGGAGAAAGCGAUGUUCUCGACCACCAGCCCGAUUGGUUUCGCUUUGGCAGAUCCAUCCGCGACUCUCCAGAAGCCGCCAUUGUUCCCGACCUUUGUCGACGGCCUUCACUACGACCCUGAACCGUUCUGCGCCGACAUACCGAGACGGCACAGCAUCUGCGAGCACGGAUCUAAUUGCGCCCGUUUCCACGCGAUGGGCGGUUGUAGUAAGCACGCCGGGAGGACGACGGGGACCCCGAAAGGCCUGGAGGCAUCCGCGACGUCCUUGCAUUCCAGCGGUCAGGAUUCUGGGAUCGUGGCGCGCGCCUCCUGCCACUGCAGUCACUCGUCCAGCCCCUCAAGCGGCGAGAGCAGCAACGGCUACGAGGACUCUCUGAAGUCCCUGCAGCGGCGCGAAAGAGGAAACGAGAUCUCUCGCGGAAUCCACGACACCUCGACGACGACGACGACGAGUAUGGUGGUGGGGAGGCGAGGGACCCAAACAACCAGGAGGCGGCAACGAUACAACUCGUUCUCGAACGGUGAAUCGAUGUACUCCCACGAGAUGACGUUGCAGAGGGAGCAGCAACGUUGCUGCAACCUUGGGACCGAGAAGAGGCGGAAGAACGACGGCGGGGUGGGGCGCGAGCAUCGGCGCGCGCAUUCGGAAGCUGAGAACAAUAUCACCGAGACAGUGAUACACGAACAUCCUGGAACCGAGAUCUCGUUGUCCAGCUCUUUGCAGAACACCUCCCCUCUUCACGGUGUAACGAGAUCCACCCACAUGCUGUAUUAA
Apis laboriosa (Himalayan honeybee) is the source of this 5838-nucleotide messenger RNA. RefSeq names its product cadherin-89D (gene Cad89D). Gene Ontology annotation, biological process: homophilic cell-cell adhesion. NCBI's taxonomy places the organism in Eukaryota, Metazoa, Arthropoda, Insecta, Hymenoptera, Apidae. The transcript is spliced from 21 exons. Bases 1 to 5838 code for a protein of 1945 amino acids. Gene Ontology annotation, molecular function: calcium ion binding. The record is from RefSeq and is a predicted model, not a curated record. Gene Ontology annotation, cellular component: plasma membrane.